UUCGUCGAUUCUUGUUUCCCUUCUUGCUUGACUGAUCAGUCACAUCAUACUUUCACUUUCGAGAUGAAAUCAUCGUCAAAUAGCUUUUCAGAUUUACAUGUCACGCAAUUGAAGAAAUAUUUAUGAAAGGAUGUACGAGUCGGGUUUAAAGCCAUACUUGCAUUUUACAAACGCCUUAAGUUUAGAAUUCAAAACAAACACAUGAGUCAUUUAUAUGAAUACGUGGAUCGGGUGGCACAGGAAAUACAUGUACUAGAAAUGAUAAAAGUUGUAUAGUACUUAGCAAGGAGGAAAUGCGUUUGGCAAAAAAUGGAAUGCAGUUUAUCUCAUUGUUUCCAGAAGACGUUGAGUGGUUAGAAGUAAACAGCGAAAACAAAAUUAAUUUUUACUUUGCAAAGGGUAAAAUGAUCAGCAAUAUCUUAAAUUCUCGUUUCUGCUCAUCAUAUUACAUCACCAAGCUGAACACAGCAAUCGAAAAUACAUCAAUCACAGCUGGUAAGGAAUGGAAGGAAAUGUCCCAGCAAACACCAGCAGAUGCUUGUCCCUAUUGUAACUAUUACUCUAUUAUCAUCUUGGAUCAUCUUGUCAAGUUUACUCAAAGAAAAGGAGACACAUCAUUGUUGCUAGGGAUACCGUUACCAUGCCAUUGUAUUGACAAUUAUCUUCAAUCGCAGGGGGUCCAGCUUCAAAGCUCUCACCUUCAAAGUCAAGCAGUAGAUCUAGUAAUUGUACCAUUAUUAGAUAGUGUCCCCCCUGAAUACUGUAUUAGCCAAACCCUUGAACUGAAGAUAAAGAGGACUCUUCUAAAUACAUGCAUUAGUACACUCAAGGUCUUAAAUCCGGGGGGGACAUUUGUAUGUCAGCUUUACACCUCCCUAACUCGCUUUACCGUGAGUGUUCUGUACAUUCUACACUGCUUAUUUAAAUGCAUCGCGGUUAUCAAGCCUGUGGUGGGUUCCCUGUGUUGUCCAAACCGAUUUAUUGUGUGCAAAGGAUACAUUGGAUUUGACCAGGACAUUUUAACGUCACUGAUGAAGGCACAUGACCUUCUAGUCACAUGUCAACCGCAAGAGGAUUUGCUUGAGGUCAUCGAUAUGAAGUGUUUGUAUGAAGAGAAGUUCUUCGGGUUUGUCAGAACAAUGAAUGAACAACUUGCGCAUGUCCAGAUUGUUGACAUUGUUAAUCGAGAGUCGUUUGAACGUGAUGUCUUCAACAAGCAAACUGCUGAUUUAGUUAAAGAAUCCAUGAAUCAUUUUAAAAUUACUGUAAAUGCUUAGGAAUCUGGUUUAUAUUAAAAUGGUGGAAACUAGCA
Molecule: messenger RNA, 1312 nt
Organism: Exaiptasia diaphana
Lineage: Eukaryota; Metazoa; Cnidaria; Anthozoa; Actiniaria; Aiptasiidae
Product: cap-specific mRNA (nucleoside-2'-O-)-methyltransferase 2-like
Exons: 2
Coding region: 294-1277 (327 amino acids)
Biological process (GO): 7-methylguanosine mRNA capping
Cellular component (GO): nucleus; cytoplasm
Molecular function (GO): methyltransferase cap1 activity
Source: RefSeq, a predicted model, not a curated record